AUGGAGACCCUGUUUAGCUCUUGCAAGUUAUGGAAGCGGUGGCGCUUAUUUAUUCACCGCAAGUUCUGGCUGGGGGUCAUCCUCUGGGUCGUGCUCUGCAACCUGGGAGCAGCUCAAGCACAUCAGCGAGAGAUGCGCGAGGAAAGCGUCACGAAAUCUCCGUCUAUUCCGCAGACGAGCGCAUCACCUACAAUACAAGGACGCGGGAGUCUUAUCCGUCCCAGUGUGGUUCAGUCUGCUGCCUGGCAGACACAUUGGCGAUCCUCAGAUAGCUCAGCGGCAACAGACACAUCCAAUGUCAAUGCUUCUAGAGGAUCAGACUCGAAUCUUUUCAUGCAACGGCGGACUUUUGGUGUGAGUGCGGCGUCUUGGACCACAUGGAAACCGACACUGUCCAGCUUGGCGUCAACCGAAGCGAUAACAACCGGCAGCGUCGAGCAUGCAAAGCAUCUCGAGUCAAGUUCAUGGCCGAAGCGUACUCGAGACGAGGCACCCCAAGCGAAUGCUGUCGUCCAUGGGGCCCGCAACGCUCCAGCCGCAGACUCGGAGAAACAACAGGCACAACCGUCGGUAUCACUUGUGGCAAUUCAGCUGCCUGCUGAUUCUACGGCUGCUGAUACGAUUGAUUCUACUGUUUCUGGUACUGUGCAUCCUACUGCUGGUGAUGAAACGGAAUCCAGCAGCGUUGUGGUCGCUGCGACACAAGUUUCAGCGAUGGAUCCAUUCCCAAAGGAUGUUGCGCAGGAGCGCUCGCGUUCGGAGCAGUUGCUCGGUAGUGCUCCAGGCGCUUCGUGGUCUUAUGAUCCCGAGUCGAAGCCCAAAGCAUCGCUGGAAGCCGCAGGCCUUGAGUCUCCUAGAGCGAUCGAUAACAGCGACAGUCCGGAAAGCACUGUGGAUGCUGGUUCACCAAUGGAAAUACGUUCAUCGUUGUCAGAAUCGUUUCGAAUCACAGACACACAGCAGGCAGUGAACACCACCUAUGGUGUAUCCGAAAGGAACCGCACACCAAACACCGCAACGGACUCAAAGCAGGGUCCCGACGCAACACUCUGGACACAGCAGGAGCGUCUAGGCGAAGGAUACAAACAGCAACAGCAACAGGAACAGCAACAGCAACAGCAACAGCAACAGCACAUGGAACAGCAUCAACAUCAGCAGAUGCCGCUACCCCUCGACCAGCGUUUACCCGAUCCGAAGCCGAGUAUCUUACCACCCGAGGAUGCGCUUCUCCAUAUGCUGGGCUGGCCUCUGGAUGCUUCGAUACUGGAAGAGCCCACUCCCGAGCCGGUCGAAUCCGCAGCACCAGCACCAGAGACGGAUGCGCACCCGGCGGGUGUCGCUUGGCAGGCGAUACAGGUCAUUCACCAAGUGCUGCGUCUCGAAGAGGAACUCCGACAACUCAUUCCCGCUCCACAAACUGCAUCCGCACUCGAAGGCUGGUGGCCUGAACUCAGGGAGCGCGCCACGAGUGAGGUUCUGCGCUUGACGACAAGGCUCCAGCUGCAUCGCGUGCAAGUCGAGUCGCUCCGAAUCACCGAUCGCAUUGCUGCCUUGACAGAUGAGCAGCCUCUCAGAGAAGUGCAAGACCUCCGAGAGCGUCUGCAGCUCUUUGGAAAGGAAUUGAAUGCCUCGUUUGCCGCCAUGAUGACCCUACUCGACAAGGGAGAGCAGCAUCCGCUCGCACUGUCUCUGCCCCAGGGACGGAAACCGACGGCUUUCCAACAGCUGAGGCAACAGCUCACGCGUUGGCACCUGGACUUGUACGCGGAACAGAUGCUGCUCGUAAGCAAAUUGUCCGCAACCGAUACAAUCGCAGGUGAGCGUCCUCGUGCACCGAGUCGAAGUAGAGCAAACGUCAAAGAUGAACGUGCUGCCCCAGAGCUCUUGUCCGGUGUACAGGGCAGUGCAUCGGCAGCGUCUGAAGCGUCUCAGGACGUGCAUGGUGCAGAAGAGCCUCAGGAAGCAUCAUCAUUGAAGCGCUUCUCGAUGCCCACUGUGCAACCCGAAGCACAACAACGCCCGGUACCUUCCUGGAUAUCCGAGGUCGAGGCCUUGUGGCGUACACAGGCGAACGUAACGGCCAUUGUAGCGCUCUUAGAGACAACCGCUGCAACCGCAGAAUCUCCCGAUUGUUUCCUUGCAAGCAGCGUUCUAGCGCGCCUCUACUGGUCUGGCGACAGCGUAUACGGACUGAAACCGAACCGUACACGCGCUACGUAUCACUUGGAACGUGCAGUGGCAUCUGGACAAGCGGAUGCGCAUGACCUUGUGGCGACGCUGCUGCUUUGGAGUAGCACCACGACUGCGGAGCAUGGUAGCAUUCCUCUCGGGUACGCUGCCGCUUGGCGAAGCGCGCAAAGCAGCGUGCCCCAUGCAGGCAGCAAAACGCCCAGCAGCAGUAGUAGCAGUAGUAGCAGUACGAGUACUGGCGAACGAGACCGCGUUGCCGCGCUGUUGCACUGGCAUCGCGCUGCGAACGAUGGACAUCCCCGAGCACAACUCGCCCUCGCUUUUCGUUACCUGUAUGGGAUCGGUGGUCUCCCCGAGAACUGCGAGCAAGCUGUGCGCUUCUAUCGUCUCGCUGCAGCCUACCUCGGACAAGUCGAUGAUGAUCACCACGAAAACGACGACGGCAUAUUGAGGCCUACGUCCAGCUCCCGGGAACGCGCCUCCAAGAACCCCAUGCAUCCACUUGCUGACGGACAACUCGACUUUACUGGAACAUUCAGCGAACGUGGCUGGUUCGCAUCACAGCGCCUACCACUGGAAAGCUUUCGCCUGUCACUGCAGGAUGCACAACGAAUACGACGUUUCGCAAAGCGAGCGCCUGCUCUUUGGCAACGAACCGCUGCUGCCACGCUAGCACAUGAACCCGCUGCCGCUGGACUCGGGAGCGCUUCCUGGCAACCGCUCGACCGUCCUCGUCGCUGGCUACCUGACUGGCUCGCCAGUCUCCAACAGAUCGCAGCUGCCCGCCGAAAUACCCCUCCGGAGCUGCUGGAAACAAAACCGCGCUUCGCGCUGGAAACAUCGAUGACGCUGCUACCCCAGGUACACGCUGACGAACGAGAACUCAUCCAGUACUAUCGCCAUGCUGCUGAUCGUGGUGACGUUCGCGCCCAGGUCGCCCUCGGACAUGUGCUGCUCACGGGUAUGGCUGGGCACGCGCCCGACUAUGGACGCGCCUUGCAGUACUUGACACGCGCGGCCCAGACGGGUGACCCACACGCUCAUGUGCUGCUCGCGUCGAUGUAUCUGCACGGCCUCGGGGUUGCACCGAGUAACGAGUCGGCACUGUGGCAUUACCGAGUGGCGGCUGCUCGUGGCGAACCGAGCGCUCUGAACGCGCUCGGUCAACUGCAUCGUUGGGGCAUCGCUGUGGAACGUGAUGAGCACGAAGCAGCGCGUCUCUUUCGUGCGGCUGCAGCGCACGGCUACAGUGAAGCCAAAUACAACCUGGGAUUGCUCUACCUCAGCGGUGCCGGAGUCGAUCGGCGUGACGAGCGCCAAGCGCUGGUGUGUAUGGUGGAAGCGGCACGAGCUGGACAUCGACGAGCGAUAUGGAAGGCAGCAGCGUUGAUGCAGGCCGGUAUCGCCCCGAGCGCUUGUGUCGAUAUUGCGCUGAGCUUUCGUCGGGUAGCCGAAGAGGCCCCGCUUGUGCGCCGGUCCCUCGAACGCGCCCAGUACCUCUUGGAGCUGAGCGGCUUGGUAACGACCGCGCGCUUAUCCCGCACGCGUCCGCGGAUGUUGUCGAGAGCUGUCAAGGCAGCGCUUGUCGACGAAGCGCUCUGGAAUGUGGUGCAGGCAGCGUGGGCGGGCGUCGAGGUCGCUCAGUACAAUGCGGCGAUACUGUUGGACGCGUGGAUGCAGGAUGAACAGCGGGCGCUCUCCUUCUGGUUGUUGGCGUCCCUGAAUGGACAGCGUCAAGCGAUGGUGGCGGCUGGUGAUCUCCUCUACCGUUGGCAGGAGCAGCAGGCAGCGUCUGGCGACAAGUCGCAGGUGUGGUUCAACGAAGAGGUCGCAGCGCCAUCCGAUCCGAUAUCAGCGUGGAUGUUUUAUCGUCAAGCGGCGGAACUCGGUACAGCAGAGGCGCUAUUUAACCUGGGCUAUCUGCAUUUACGUGGUCGUGGUGGAGCACCGCGUGAUCUGCACCUUGCCGAGCGGUACUUGGAAACCGCCCGAGUCGUGGAUGCCAAGGAGGCCUGGUUAGCGUCCACACUAGUCCUGGCUUGGCUACAACUGGAACGCUGGCAGGAAAGCGUACGCUGGUGGCGGUGGCGGUGGCUGUUGUCGCCCUGGCAGCGUCUCCUGCGAUACUUGCAGUACGUGGCAGUGCCAAGUCGACGACCUGCUUGGGCCCGCUUGUCCGUUGUCUCUGGGCAUCGUGGCGAACUCCGAGGCAGCUUACUGGUGUUGCUCUUCAUAGCAAUCGCAGCCAAGUGGUAUCUUCGUCGUCGUCGUCGUCGUAGACGGCUGGCAAGGGAUCCGUACCCAGCACAGGCCCGUAACCCGUUGAUUCGUCCCAUGCAUACGAUGCAGCAUAUGCAUCAAGAAUGA
This is a messenger RNA of Cyanidioschyzon merolae strain 10D, 4557 nucleotides long. Its product is annotated as similar to key negative regulator of the Notch pathway SEL1L. NCBI's taxonomy places the organism in Eukaryota, Rhodophyta, Bangiophyceae, Cyanidiales, Cyanidiaceae. The coding region runs from base 1 to 4557 and encodes 1518 amino acids. The record is from RefSeq and is a predicted model, not a curated record. Gene Ontology annotation, molecular function: protein binding. The transcript has a single exon.